ACUCACUCUCACGUUUAAACAAUAUUCAAAAACCUAAGAAACCACCACUCACUCAUUCUCACGUUGUAGCUACUCAACUUCAAACACCUAAAAAUCACUUCGUUCUUCUCUUUGUUCAACCGUGUUCUGUUGCCAUCCCCGCAUCUUCGUCGGUGUUCUAUUGCCGCAAUCUCGUCGGAGCCUAUCGUUGUGGUCUUCUUCAUCUUCACACUUCAACUCAGGCUUCUUGCUACCCGAAACAGGAGGUUCAAGGAAAUCACCACCUUUUGCUUUGAUUGCUUGUAGAAAGAAGGUUUUUCAGUCGCAAUUAACACGUAUUAGAACUUGGAAUCGUAGUUCAUUCGGUGGUGAUAGGACUUUCCCUAGGAGCCUCGAGUAACACAUGCUCAAUAAAAGGUUUAGUUGCUGCACUUUGCACUCAUCAAUUGUUUGAAGGCAUGGGUCUUGGUGGUAGCAUUCUUCAGGUAAUUAAAAUACAGUGUCUAGUAGUUACAAAGAGAAUAGUCCAAAAACACUAAUUACUGUUGGAUUGCUUAAUGGAGCAUCAGCUGGUCUUUUAAUUUAUAUGGCUUUUGUUGAUCUUGCUGCUGAUUUCAUGAGUAAGAGGAUGCAGAGUAGUAUUAAACUUCAAUUGAAAUCUUAUAUGGGUGUAUUUCUUGGCGUUGGUGGCAUGUCUCUCAUAGCUAAAUGGGUUUAAUUUAUUUGUGUAAUAGAACCUAUUCUUAGUUAGCAUUGCCUAAAUGUUCUUGUAUUUCUUUAUAUUAGAAAGGGGAGAUUGAUAUUGUGAGGUAGUUUGUUUUACCAUUCUGAUAUAUUCAUAUUUGAAUAAAUAAAUUGAGAUUAAAGUGAUACUUAUCUCUAUUCCUUUCUACAAAUAUAAUGAAACUUGAGGUUAAGAGAGUCUUCCAGAAACUUAUAGACAAAUACUAACAUAGCUACAGAUAUCACAAAAUCUAGAAUUGAAACUAUUGUACAAUUAAUCUAAUCAAGGUUUAAGAACAAUAGCAAUAGCCAGCUCAUUCACAAGUAAUAACACAAGGUGCUUGUUCAAUAGAAGGUUCAGAAGUCACAGAAAAAUCGGUAAAACCCCUGUUAUGUUAACUGCAGGCGCUUCCCCUUUUUUUUUGAAUUGCAAUGUGUUUGGAUUGAAUACAUAUUCCCUUGAUAUGAACUUGAUUGUAUAUGCUGCUGACUUGUGAAUGAAACAUAUGGCUGCCUUGGUUUAAUUUCAUGGUUUAUACAUGUCAUGGUGCUCUUGAGACUAUUAGUUUAUUUGAAAUUAAGACUCUAUUAGCUGAGUUGCUUGUGCCGAUGACCAUUUGUGUAUCAGCAUGAAUCUUUUAGUUGUGUACUUUGGAUAAACUUCUCAACAAUUUCUAGAAAUAGGAAAUAUUUAAAGAAUCUUUGUAGUUUCUUAAACAAUAUUUAUCAUAGAAUCUUCUGCACCUCGAAUGGUUCAGCAUCAAUCGAUCGAAUCUCAAACAUUUCGUCACUAAUCGUUGGAAUGUCAACUGUUUCAACAUUAAUAGUUCCUCUGUGAUGAAAAAACGGUUUUUCAAUUUCACUCUCACUGUGUCGCUGUUUCUCUCUACUGCUACCUUAAACUUUGCAUUUCUCAACUAAAGGUAACCCCUUCCAUCCAUCUCUUUACAAAUAUUAUUCAUUCUUGAUGAUUCUUGAUACAUCAACGGUAUGUGUAGUGAUCUUUUUUAUUAUCUAUGAAAAUUGAUUAGUGUUCAUUGUAAAUAUAACAAUGGACUGGAUUGAACACCCUCUAAGGUUAUUCAAAAUCUAUUGUUAAAAAACUCUACUUAUUUAUUUAUUGAGUGAAUUACUUGAACUUUUAACAAUAAUUAAGUAAUUUAUUUCUUUUUCCAGGCUGCAUAUUGUCAGGUUGUCUCAGACUAUGUCCGUUGUCAGAUUUAUGGAGUUCCUCUAGGUGGAACAAUUGUACAACAACCGUUUGCUAUUGGAGCGUUGUUGAGCUAAUGAACACCAAUGGAGUUUUAGAGUUUAAACCUUAAAGCUAAUAUGGACUCAAAGACUGUUCAAUUGGAAUUUGGAAACUGUUUCUGGUUCCUUUAUCCAAUAUAUCCACUUAUUUGUAUUGCUGCUUCUGCUGUCAUUAAGAGCUUUCCUGAUCUUUUCCGUGACAAGUAUGAUUCAUUUGACACUUCUAUAAUAGUGAAGGUAGCCAAAUUUCUGAGGCUGGUGGUUCUGAGCAUUAUAUUAUAUUCCUCUCAUGCUCGUACAUUUUCUCUGAUUCAUGGUUACUCAGCUCCUAUAGAGAUUUACAAGCUUUUAGAGCACCACGACGAUGUAGCAAAUGAUAUGUUGAUCUGGAAAAUGUUCAGAAUAUUGAAAUUUUCUAGUUGAGAUCUAGGCGAUAACUGAUCCGGUUUACUGUUGAUUCAAGGAAGAAAAAUCCUGUUAAUGUUACUCUUUAGAAGUAUUCAAGAUUACAUGUUCGAUGAAAGUGUUUGCCUCCUACUUCGGGCCAAGUGGUUCAAGCCUUUAGCUGUUGAAGAGCGUCCAGUUGUUGAAGAAGAUAUCUAUGAGAUAGAAGACUAUUAUUAUCAGUAUGAAGAAGCUGAUGAUGAUCUAGAUGACAAUGAGGAUUACUAUGGUGCUUCAGCAAAUGUCCGGCUUGGCAACCGUAGAUGGGGAGACAACGAUUUUGUAAGGGCUGGGCGUCAAGAAGCUCGGCCGGUCCAUCGACCAAGCUUCCAGGAUUCAGGAGCAAGUUCAUCGCGUGAGCCAAAGAAGAAAGAACAAGAGUCUCCAAAAGUUAUGACAGGAAGACGGGCAAUGAGGGCACAGAAAAGGGAAGCUGCUAAUAAGGCAGCUGAAGUGAAGCACCAGAAGCAUUUGGAUAGGUUGGGUAGGAACUAGGAUAUAUUAUUAUAGUAACAAGUUGUUCUAUGAAUUUGAAUUUGUCUUAUCUAAUGGCACCACUAUACACCAAAGAAAAAAAUAUCAUUAUAGUGGAUAAUAUAUAUAUUAACAAGUUGUUCUAUGA
This is a messenger RNA of Vicia villosa (hairy vetch), 3019 nucleotides long. RefSeq names its product dol-P-Man:Man(6)GlcNAc(2)-PP-Dol alpha-1,2-mannosyltransferase-like. The coding region runs from base 2434 to 2892 and encodes 152 amino acids. Lineage: Eukaryota; Viridiplantae; Streptophyta; Magnoliopsida; Fabales; Fabaceae. The transcript is spliced from 8 exons. Gene Ontology annotation, molecular function: glycosyltransferase activity. The record is from RefSeq and is a predicted model, not a curated record.